UUUGAAAUGAAUCACUUAACUGAGUAAAUUGACAAAAGAAGAGUAUUGGGCUCAGCCCAAUGUUUUUAAGUCAAAUCACUCGCUUAUUCUGCUUCAUCUCCCUUCUUUGCUGCCUCAACUUCCGACCAAGUACGUCCAAGCUUUUCGUAAUCGCCGGCCGGUAACUCGCCGUUCUUCCUUAUCCAUUCAGGGUUUGGGUGAAUCUUGAAGUCUUUGAACAAGAGCAAGCAAGGAUGACCACUAUUCGAAGAUUUUGCUGCAACGAUCUUCUCCGAUUCACACCUGUUAAUCUAGAUCAUCUCACCGAAACUUUCAAUAUGUCGUUCUAUAUGACUUACUUGGCUAGGUGGCCUGACUAUUUUCAUGUGGCCGAAGCUCCGAGCAACCAAAUCAUGGGUUACAUUAUGGGAAAAGUUGAAGGGCAAGGUGAAUCUUGGCACGGUCAUGUUACUGCUGUUACUGUAUCCUCUGAAUAUAGAAGGCAACAGUUGGCCAAGAAACUGAUGAAUUUACUGGAAGAUGUCAGUGAUAAGAUUUACAAGGCUUUCUUUGUUGAUCUCUUUGUGAGAGCAUCAAACGUGCCAGCCAUAAAGAUGUACGAGAAGCUUGGCUACAUAAUAUACAGGAGAGUGCUACGGUACUACUCUGGAGAAGAGGACGGGUUAGAUAUGAGGAAAGCUCUAUCACGAGAUGUGGAGAAGAAGUCCAUCAUUCCCCUUAAACGGCCGAUUACACCAGAUGAACUGGAGUAUGACUAAUGACAAAUUCGUCUUGUUCUUUGUUUGGCUGCUACCCCAUGAAUCUAUGGGGAUGCAUAGGCUGUUCUUGAUUAUAAAUGAAUGAAUGACCCAUAGCUGGGAAUAAAUCAAGUUUAGAACGUUGAUUUAGUGGCUUUGUGGUUUUGUUCUUACUGUCCAGAUAUCUUCGGAUCAUCCUCCAUCUUUUUGAAAUAAGUACAUGAGGGCAUUCAUCAUGCAGAAUUAGGGGGUUUUGGUCCCCUUAACAGAAGAAUAUAAUUGCACAGGCCAACUAGUUUUGUAUCUACAAAUUGUGUCUUGUUGGAUACUCGGUUGUUAAUGCAAGAGUGUUCCCC
This is a messenger RNA of Cuscuta europaea, 1093 nucleotides long. NCBI's taxonomy places the organism in Eukaryota, Viridiplantae, Streptophyta, Magnoliopsida, Solanales, Convolvulaceae. The record is from the annotation of a GenBank genome assembly.